AUGUCACUGCCAAUCACUUCGGCUGAUAUGACUCGAUUUGAGUUGACACAAGUACGUGACAUGUGACAUUCUAGCUCCUCCGUCACCUUCCCAUGGAGCUAGAGACAGUGAAGGAGCAUCGCAUCCUGCGGGCCGACAAGCUGCGGGCGGAUGAGGUGCCAAUCAGUCCACGGCGUUUUCAGCAGAUCAAGGCCAACUGCAUUCGCGUCCAAGAGGAGAUUGAUGCCCAGCUGAAGACGUUGCAACGUCGGCAGCGCCCUGCCGCACUCCACGACGGCGGCGCGCGCGGUGCGCGGCACGUCAGCCCGAAGCGAAGGCGAACGCCGAAAGGUUCCGGUGGCUCACUGCAGGACCGGCUCCGGCGGAAGAUCGCGCUGCGCCGCGCGAGCUCCGAGCCGCUGCUGGACGCCGCUCCGCUCGUGCCGCCAGGGGGCUCGGUGGCGCUGGAGCUGCAGCGGGAGCUGGGGAAGGGGCCUUUGAAGCCUGAGGAGCUCUCUCGCUUCCUGGCCGCCCGGGAGUCCUCCCGCGCCCGCGCCGCUCGGUCGCUUCCGGGCGGCGGCGGCUCGGCUCCGGCGUCGCGGCCGUCCUCGGCGGUGGACUUCGUGACGCGGAACCGGCGGAGUGCCACGGACUUCCAGUGGCAGCAUCGAGUGCAGCUGGAGAUGCAGAACCUCAGGCGCUGUGCGCGGACAGACCUGGCGAAGAAGAAGCGCCAGAUGCAGCUGGAAGAGAUGCACCGGGCAGCGGCGGAGGACUACCGGAACCGUUUCUUCCGCGGGGAUGGAAGCACCUCCGCCGGGCGAGGGCUGCGGCUCCAUGGCGCGGAGGAGGCGGAGGACGAGGCCCGUGUGCAGCUGGCCCUGGAGAAUUUGGCCAAGUACAUGCCUAGCAAGGUCAUGAAGCUGUUCACCAGGCUCUUCGAUCAGGAGACGCUCUUCCAAAUCUUCAGUGGAGAAGUGGCUGACAACAUGGCGAUGGCCUGCAGGCUCUAUGCGCUGGUACGGCGCCUCAUCAGCUGGUCUCGGACCUGGAAGAAGAAGAAGGCGGCGGAGGUCUUGCAGGGCUUCAUGUCCAUCCCGCCGCCCUUGGGAUUUCGAGUGAAGCUGCCGAUCCAACGCUAUGUGCGGCGGCUGAAGGCGCUGCAACGGACCUGGAGGCGCUUUCAGUGGCGCCUGCGCUCCCUUACGAAGCACGUCUAUGAGCAGAUGUGGUUCAAACAAGAGAACGAGCUCUUAGAAGACAUUUUCAUGUUCUGCCCUGGCGAUCAUGCCACCAUUGUCACCUGCCCGAAUCUGCUUGGGGACGAGCCGGAGACCUACAACCUGCCCAGCAAGGAGCACAAGAAGGGGGAAUCGCCCUUGAUGUUUGGGAGGCCCAAAUCGGCCAAGAGAGGAGGAAUGGGUACCGAGGACAUGAUGAAGAAGCUCUUGCUGGAUGCCUUCAGCAACAAGAAGCGAGAGAGCCAAUUUCGGCCGCAGGUGGCGAAGAGCAUCAUCCGCCGAGAGCUUUUGGAACGCCUCUACAACCAUGCCCAGCGCUUGCCUGUUGGAGUCUCCUGGCAGAAGGCGCCCUUCUCGAAGAGCUCCACGCGAGCUGCGAGCCGUGGUCGUGGACUGGUGAGCUUCGGUUUUCCGCGGGCGGUGCUCCUGACGCGACGGGACCUGCAGGAGUUGAUCUUUGCCGCGCACCGCGCUUGUGGGGUUUGCCCCACACUGGAGGACCGCUGCGAUGCACUCUUGCCCUGCCCAGCUUGGCGAGUGAAGUCCUUGAAGAAGCUGCUGGGCCCCGGGCGGACCUUGCGCGAGGGCAUCCUGGACCUGCGAACCGCCAGCGAGCGGCCGCGGAACUCCACCACCAGUUCAGCUUCCUCUGCAUCACAAGGCCAAGGGCAGGGCUCGUCCCGUCCAGAAAGUGCUGGCAGCCUGGCUGGGGCGCGUCGUGGGGCGUUUGCUCAGGCUGGAUCUGAGAAGCCGCCCAGGGAUGUGAGCUCUCUCACAGGUGCAAUGCUAGCGCUGCAUUUGCUGAAAAACCGUCGUAGACGCUCCUCAGAAGGUCUCUCCGAAGAUCUUUCCUCACAAAGUUCUGUGGAAAGCCAAGGUCCUGAAGACGUGGUCGACGCUGCUUUGGUCUAUGACCGGAAGGCGCUGAUGGCCGAGGUCGAGGAACCGCCCUCGCAGCGGCCCUCGGCGGACUUGGCCACCGUGGAGGCUGGUUGGCCUUCGGCUUGGCGCUUGUGGAAUCUUCAGGAGAUGUUGGAGGAUUGACCUGUGAGAUUUCCUGCACCUUCGAUGGGUGGUUUAGUGCGCCGCCAGCGUGAAGCAGUUUGUGUUUUAGUGCAAGC
Durusdinium trenchii is the source of this 2341-nucleotide messenger RNA. The record is from the annotation of a GenBank genome assembly. NCBI's taxonomy places the organism in Eukaryota, Dinophyceae, Suessiales, Symbiodiniaceae.